AGAGCGAGUCUAUAAAGACAAUCCCCCGCUUCCGCAUCCGGUUUCCGGGAAGACCCAAUUAGGAAAGCGUCCCGAUCUGUGACGUCUAACGCUUGAGACGCCCCAGGUCCCGUAGUGUAGUUUCGGGUUCUCUCUGGCUUUCUCUGGGGGUUCCGGGAACUAUCUCAGCUUGGGAAACGCCGCGAUUGUGAGGUACGCCUCUUGAAAUAACGAGCAGCGCAGCGCCACCAUGACGGACCGGUACACCAUCCACAGCCAGCUGGAGCAUCUGCAGUCCAAGUACAUCGGCACCGGCCACGCCGACACCACCAAGUGGGAAUGGCUGGUGAACCAGCACCGCGACUCGUACUGCUCCUACAUGGGCCACUUCGACCUCCUCAACUACUUCGCCAUCGCAGAGAACGAGAGCAAAGCGCGCGUGCGCUUCAACUUGAUGGAGAAGAUGCUGCAGCCCUGCGGUCCGCCGGCUGACAAGCCCGAGGAGAACUGAGCCCCCAGGCCCCCCCCAACCCCUCUGGUUAUGCCCCUGGCGCAGACGUCCGCUCUUUUUGAUUUCCCGCUUCGCGAGGACUGAACCCCGCUAGGCCUGGGCUGAUCUCUGUUCCACGACAAAAGGCAGCGUUGUCCUGCUGCUGCCACUGUUCCUCUGCUGGACCUAUUUGGCUGUUAAGAGCCCAGGGACUGUGAUUAUGGGGUGUCACCAAUGCUGGAGAGUGCCCGGACAACGACUCCGGAGAGGGAGAUUAACUUGAAAACUUGUGUUUGGAUUUUGGUGUGUUUUUCUUCUCCUCAUAAAAUUAAAAUUUUGUUGAGUAAUCAAA
Molecule: messenger RNA, 821 nt
Organism: Monodelphis domestica (gray short-tailed opossum)
Lineage: Eukaryota; Metazoa; Chordata; Mammalia; Didelphimorphia; Didelphidae
Product: splicing factor 3B subunit 5
Biological process (GO): mRNA splicing, via spliceosome
Cellular component (GO): precatalytic spliceosome; U2 snRNP
Source: RefSeq, a predicted model, not a curated record